Linum trigynum is the source of this 1155-nucleotide messenger RNA. Lineage: Eukaryota; Viridiplantae; Streptophyta; Magnoliopsida; Malpighiales; Linaceae. The record is from the annotation of a GenBank genome assembly.
AAUAACAACAGAAUUAUUCCCUUAGCUCUCUCUCUCUUUCUAUCUCAGCCGAACCCCCUCUUCCCCCCUCCAGCUCGUUGGCCACCAUCCCGGUGCCCGGAAAUCCUCUUUCUCAACCCUAAUUCCCAAAUUCUACCUCAUCCCAAAUCCCUAACUCUCAUACCAAUCACGAUCCCCAAUCGCACACCUAGAUCCGUGCUCUUUCAGUGGUAUCAGAGCCUGGCGGUGUGCCGAUUCUCUGAAGAAAUACUGCAGUCUGAAGAUGUCGAACCCGGUGGACAAGCAACAACCGCAGCGCCAGCUCAAGGAGGUGGUAACAGUCAAGGAUGUGACAACGAACAAGUACGAUGCGCUGGCAGCAUCGUUGGAGAGCUUGACAGAGGUAACUGUGAGGGCAGCUGAGGCCUCUAGGGGUUCGAUCGGAGCAAUCGAAGCCAUGGGUGACCAGAUCAAGGCUUCUAUUGAAGAGAUGGGCAAGAGUGUGGCUGCAAACAUCUGCGGAGCCUUGGUGGCGACAAUGCAGGAGGUGCUAACCCAAGUUCUGAAGAACCGGGAGCCGCUGGUAACUCCGGCUACAGGGGCGGCGCAGGCAGCAGCGACCGCGGCGGGAGUGGAGCCGACGGCGGCGGCCGCAGCAGGCUCGGGGGCGCCGAGCGGCGACGCGGGCGUAGGGCAGACCGGGGCGCGCGCGCGCCGGGAGGAGAAGGAGGCGGAGGCGAAGCCGCCGGGCAGCGGGGCCGAGGCCGGGACGGCGCAGGUGCUGGCCGCGUCGGAUGGGGCACCGGGAAACUCGGGCGCCAGGUCUGCAACCGCGCCGGUAUUCAGUGGGCCUGGUCUGCUACCAACUCCAACGGACCUGGCCCAAGACAAGGCCCAGGGAAAGCAGAAAAUGGCCGGGUACGAAGGAGAGCCAUUGUCGUUUGGGCCUGACAGAGAAGAACCCUGGCCCGAGGAGGAGGAGUUGAGUUUUGGCGAACCGAAAGGCUGGAUGGGCCCGAGCUCAGAGGAGGCGAGAUGGGGCUAGGUCGCGGGCUCGAAACCGGGCUGGGUACAGGGUGGCCAACCGGUCGGAUCAAAACCGGUCGGACCGAAUCCGGUCGGACCGAACCGAACCGGUCCGGGUCAUCCGCAGACGGGCAGCAGCUGGUAUGGACC